CUCACAGGUUGACUCGCUGUAAGAAGCUGCACGCGGUCGUCUUCCACGUCAGACACGCUUGCUUUUGGCUCUGGUCGCGCGUAUUCACGGCACAGCUGCUAUCACGAGGAGUCCGCUUCGAUUGGCCUUACCGAAGCACGAUGACGUGCAGCUGUGGGCUACUAAGACGCCAGAAUUGUUAACGGAACAACACCUCACCACCACGACAUCCCGCCCACUGUCAACGCUCCUCGUGGCUAGCACUGCAGCUGUCCUGAAACACUUGCUGCGCGUCAUACCACCAUGUAGUAGCUGCCCCGCAGCACCCUCACCAUGGACGCCAACAUCACCAAGGCUCUGAACGAUAAGCUCUACGACAAGCGCAAGAGCGGCGCCCUCGAGCUCGAAGCCCUCAUCAGAGACGCCCUUGCCGCGCAGGACCACGACCGAAUACAGAAGAUAGUCCACCAGCUUUGUCACGAGUACGCCUACGCUGUGCACCAACCACACGCAAGGAAUGGGGGCCUGAUUGGUCUGGCGGCUGCUUCAAUCGCCCUCGGGCCUGAAGUAGCUCGCUACCUCGAAGAAAUUGUCCCUCCCGUGCUAGCCUGCUUCUCCGACCAAGAUGCCCGCGUGCGAUACUACGCCUGUGAGAGCAUGUACAAUAUUGCAAAGGUCGCAAAGGGGGAAAUACUCGUCUACUUCAACCAUGUCUUUGAUGCCUUGUGCAAGCUUGCGGCCGACUCGGAGCUCUCCGUGAAGAACGGCGCAGAGCUUCUCGACCGUUUAGUCAAAGACAUCGUCGCCGAAUCCGCAGCAUCCUACGUCUCCGUAUUGCAUGCCCCCCCAGAAAGCGCAGAGGAAGAAGGAGAGGAGACACGGCCGCCCUCGGAAGAGCUACCAACAGCGUUUUCGCUAGAACGAUUCCUUCCGCUCCUCCAGGAGAGAAUCAACGUAAUCAACCCCUUUACCAGGACCUUUCUCGUAGCUUGGAUAUCCCUCCUAGAUUCGAUACCCGACCUGGAGCUCGUCACCUACCUCCCCCGUUUUCUCGGCGGCCUCUUCAAGUUCCUCAGCGACCCGAACCAAGACGUCCACACCGCCACACAAGUCGCGCUAGACAAGUUUCUUUCGGAAAUCAAGAAGAUUGCCCGCGUCAAACGCGGUAUAGCCGAGAGUCGAAAAAGCCAAGGCGAGGAUGGCAUGAAACAUUCCACCUCGAGUAUUCCUAGCCGGCAGGACGCAGACAGCGACAGUGACAGUGCAGCUCCUAGCCAACUUGACGUCGUUGACGAGAAGGACGACGGGAGCGCAGACAGUCAGUCCAUAACAGCAAAUGAUGAAAAGUCGGGCAGCGGCGAGGGCGACUGGAUACCUGGCCAGGAUGUCCAGGUAGAUCACGCGAAGAUCAUGAAUAUCUUGGUGGCUUUCUUGAGCGAUGCCUCUGAGGAGGAGAUACAACUGACCGCACUACGGUGGAUAGACAGCUUUUUUGAGAUAUGCCCUGAGGACAUCAUGCCGUUCGUACCCCGCCUUCUAUCACACGUUCUUCCGACCAUGGCUCACGACGUCGACACUGUCCGCCAAGCCGCGAAUAGAGUGAAUACUUCACUCAUGGACUAUAUAAUGUCUUUGUCCGACGACAGCCGCCGCCCGGACAACACUGCAGCUACCCCACUAAACUUGCCAAACUCACUUUCGGCACUAGGCAAAGAGUUGACUGUUGUUGAGCGCCGAGACUCAAAUUUGUCUAACCGGCUUUUGAAAACUGUGAUCCGAGAUCAAGCGCCAGACGGAAGGUCACUGGACAGUAGGGGCACGAGGACACCAACACCAGCAGAAGACCGCGGUCCUUCGCCGCGUCCAGGGCCCGAACUUGACUACCAAGCUGCUGUAAAUGCUCUGACACUUCAGUUCUUGAACGAGCACGAAGCCACUCGAGUUGCGGCAAUUGCCUGGCUUAUUAUGCUACACCGCAUGGCUCCAGGAAAGAUUCUCUCUGUUGAAGACGGCACAUUUCCUGCCCUUCUAAAGACACUCUCCGACCCCUCCGAGGCCGUUGUUACCCGCGACCUUCUUCUCCUUUCCCAGAUCUCGAGGAACAGUGAUGAUUCCUACUUUACCUCCUUCAUGGUCAACUUAUUGAAGUUGUUCUGCACAGACCGGCGACUUCUCGAAACUCGUGGCAACCUUAUCAUCAGGCAAUUAUGCGUCACCCUAAGUGCCGAGCGCAUAUAUCGUACAAUGGCCGACUGCCUCGAGAAAGAUGAGGACGUCGAAUUCACAAGCAUCAUGGUGCAGAAUCUCAACAACAAUCUCAUAACUGCGCCCGAAUUAGCUGAUCUUCGAAAGCGCCUUCGCAAUCUAGAUUCAAAGGAUGGCCAAUCAUUCUUUGUGACCCUCUUCAAGUCAUGGUGCCACAAUGCAGUCGCUACCUUCUCACUUUGUCUCCUAGCACAGGCCUAUGAGCAGGCCUACAACCUCCUCCAGAUAUUUGCGGACCUCGAGAUGACAGUAAACAUGCUCAUUCAAAUUGACAAGCUCGUGCAACUUCUCGAGUCUCCAGUCUUCACAUAUCUACGAAUUCAACUCCUCGAACCGGAGAAAUACCCGCACCUCUACAAGUGUCUCUACGGUUUGCUGAUGCUACUCCCCCAAUCAUCUGCCUUUGCUGCACUGAAAAAUCGACUCAACAGUGUCAGCGCCAUUGGCUACCUUCAUAUUGCGCCCCGGACGUAUGUUCCCCCCAUCACUUCCUUUAACCAUUUGAGGCAGAAAAGCUCAGAGACCGGUUCCUCUAGUAGCCAGCAGGGUUCCUCGGUAUCCAGCUUCGAGCGGCCGAACCGAUUGAAGGCGAGAGAAGACGGUGGUGUGAAAUGGGUGGAAUUACUCGACAAGUUCAAAGCAACACAAGAGCGGGCGAGACGAUCGCAAAGGUUAGCGAGUUUAGGCGAGGACGUCCGCGCCUCACCCAUACAGGAGAAAGAGAAGUUGUCUCCACCAGAGGUCCCCCUUAAGAAUCCGAACAUUCGCCCCAAUUCUGUCGCAAGUGCAAAUAGGCAGCCACCGACACCCGCACAGGGACAGGGACAUAAGUCGAAAUCCAGUUUAAGCAACCUUGGACGAUUUGGGGUGGCUGGACGGAAGAAGAAAUAACCGUUCUGGGUAUGGCGGCUAAUACGAGCUCAUAUAUACAAACUUGCAUAGACUCUUGAGCGCUAGGACACUACUGACACAUAUUUGCCUGCGGGGAUUUGGAGCCAUGGUGAUACCAGGAUAAUAGCAUGGCGGGACGUGAUCAAAUUUCUUCAUCGAUGUUUACCCUUUCUGUACCUAAUGCCGUCAUCAACCUUCUCUUUCUCUACUGAAGACACAGUCGCGCCCUUCUUUCCUGAGUCUGCAUCAA
This is a messenger RNA of Lindgomyces ingoldianus, 3385 nucleotides long. Its product is annotated as ARM repeat-containing protein. Gene Ontology annotation, biological process: phosphatidylinositol biosynthetic process; positive regulation of kinase activity. NCBI's taxonomy places the organism in Eukaryota, Fungi, Ascomycota, Dothideomycetes, Pleosporales, Lindgomycetaceae. The transcript has 9 exons. The record is from RefSeq and is a predicted model, not a curated record. Bases 313 to 3135 code for a protein of 940 amino acids. Gene Ontology annotation, cellular component: PAS complex; fungal-type vacuole membrane; endosome membrane.